AUGACCUCUCCCCGGGAGCGGGGUGGCGAUCUGGCCCGUUUCUACACUGUCACAGAGCCCCAGCGACACCCCAGGGGAUACACGGUGUAUAAGGUCACCGCCCGGGUUGUUUCACGAAGAAAUCCAGAGGAUGUCCAGGAGAUAAUUGUAUGGAAAAGAUACAGUGAUUUUAAGAAACUACACAAAGAACUAUGGCAUAUUCACAAAAACUUAUUCCGACAUUCAGAGUUGUUUCCUCCAUUUGCCAAAGGAAUAGUGUUUGGGCGAUUUGAUGAAACUGUUAUUGAAGAGAGAAGACAGUGUGCUGAAGACCUACUGCAGUUCUCUGCCAAUAUUCCUGCUCUUUUCAACAGUAAACAGCUUGAAGAUUUUUUCAAGGGUGGAAUAAUUAAUGAUGGUUCUGAAUUAAUUGGACCUGCUGAAGCUUAUUCAGAUUCUCUCAUUGAUACCUUUCCUGAGUGUAGUACAGAAGGCUUCUCCAGUGACAGUGAUCUGGUAUCUCUCACUGUUGAUGUGGAUUCUCUUGCUGAGUUAGACGAUGGAAUGGCUUCCAGUCAAAAUUCUCCCAUUAGAACUCUUUGUCUCAGUCUUUCUUCGGAUUCGUCAGCCCUAGGGGCUGCUGCUUCUGACUCCGACCAGAACAAAACUGAAGAAGAACGAGAAAGUCGUAGCCUCUUUCCUGGCAGUUUAAGACCCAAGCUUGGCAAGAGAGAUUACUUGGAUAAAGCAGGAGAAUUAAUAAAACUGGCUUUAAAAAAGGAAGAAGAAGAUGAUUAUGAAGCUGCUUCUGAGUUUUAUAGGAAGGGAGUUGAUUUACUCCUUGAAGGUGUUCAAGGAGAGUCAAGCCCUACCCGUCGAGAAGCUGUGAAGAGAAGAACAGCUGAAUAUCUCAUGCGAGCUGAAAGUAUCUCUGGCCUUUAUAGAAAACCACAAGUCGAUGAUGUAUCUCAGCCUCCAGGAUCACUAAGUUCAAGGCCCCCUUGGAACCUAAGGAGCCCUGCCGAGGAGCUGAAGGCCUUCAGAGUCCUUGGGGUGAUUGACAAGGUUUUACUUGUAUUGGACACAAGGACAGAGCAGACAUUCAUCUUAAAAGGUCUAAGGAAAAGCAGUGAAUACAGCAGGAACAGAAAGACCAUCAUCCCCCGCUGCGUGCCCAACAUGGUGUGUCUGCACAAGUACAUCAUCUCUGAGGAGUCGGUGUUCCUUGUGCUGCAGCACGCAGAAGGUGGCAAACUCUGGUCAUAUAUCAGUAAAUUUUUAAACAGAAGUCCCGAAGAGAGCUUUGACAUCAAAGAGGUGAAAAAACCUACGCUUAGGAGAGAUCAUCUGCAACAGCCAGCUUCUAGCUCUCAGGACAGCAGCAGCUUUGAAUCCAGAGGAAGUGACGGGGGAAGCAUGCUGAAAGUUUUGCCUUUGAAGACCAGUCUUACUCCAAGUUCUCAAGAUGAUAGCAACCAGGAAGAUGAUGGCCAGGAUAGCUCUCCGAAAUGGCCAGAUUCUGGUUCCAGUUCAAAGGAAGAGUGCACUACUAGUUAUUUAACAUUAUGUAAUGAAUACGGGCAAGAAAAGAUUGACCCAGGGUCUUUGAACGAGGAACCCUUCAUGAAGAGUGGAGAGGGUGUUGAUACCAAAGCUGUUAAAACCUUCCCAGCACCCCUUGCUGCUGACAGGGGCAGCCCUGGCACACCGUCCCUAGCCCAGGAGCUGAAAUCCUUCCCCAGAGAUGACGACCCAGAAGCAGUUAGUUCUCCAAGAACAUCAGAUUCCCUGAGUAGAUCGAAAAACAGCCCCAUGGAAUUCUUUAGGAUAGAUAGUAAGGAUAGCACAAGUGAACUCCUGGGACUUGAUUUCGGAGAAAAAUUGUAUAGUCUAAAAUCAGAACCUUUGAAACCUUUCUUUACUCUUCCAGAUGAAGACACUUCCAGGGGUUUUAGUGAAAACAAGGUAGAGUUCAAAGCUCAGGACACCAUUAGCAGGGCCUCAGAUGACUCAGUCCCCAUUAUUUCAUUUAAAGAUGCUGCUUUUGAUGAUGUCAGUGGUACUGAUGAAAGAAGGCCUGAUCUUCUUGUAAACCUACCUGGGGAAUUGGAGCCAACAAAAGAAGCUGCAGCUGUGGGACCUUCUAAGUUUACCCAGACUAAUAUAGGCAUAAGAGAAAGUAAACUUUUGGAAGCCCCCGAUGUCCUAUGCCUCCGGCUUAGUACCCAACAACGCCAAGCCCAUGAAGAAGAGGGCACAGAGGAAUUGAGAGAUCUCUCUGCUCCCCAAUCCCACAGUAUAACUGAGAAACACUAUGCACAGGAGGACCUUGGGAUGUUAUUUGUAGCAGCUGUCGAUCAUAGCAGUUUAGGAGACAUGUCUUUGUUACACAGCUCAGAUCCCAAGUUCCAAGGACUUGGAGUGGUUGAGUCGACAGUAACUGCCGACAACACAGAGGAAAGCUUGUUUCAUAUUUCUAACCCACUCUCAGGUGCUAAUGAACAUAAUGCAAACACAGACACUUUAAAAACAGACGAAGUAUUGCUAUUUACAGAUCAGACUGAUGAUUUGGCUAAAGAGGAACUGACUUCUUUAUUCCAGAGGGACUCUGAGACUAAGGGAGAAAGCGGGUUAGCAUUAGAAGGAGACAAGGAAAUACAUCAGAUUUUUGAGGACCUUGAUAAAAAAUUAGCACUCAGCUCCAGGUUUUACAUCCCAGAGGACUGCAUUCAAAGAUGGGCAGCUGAAAUGGUGGUAGCCCUCGAUGCUUUACAUAGAGAGGGAAUUGUGUGCCGCGAUUUGAACCCAAACAACAUCUUAUUGAAUGAUAGAGGACACAUUCAGCUAACGUAUUUUAGCAGGUGGAGUGAGGUUGAAGAUUCCUGUGACAGCGAUGCCAUAGAGAGAAUGUACUGUGCCCCAGAGGUUGGAGCGAUCAAGGAAGAAACAGAAGCCUGCGAUUGGUGGAGUUUGGGUGCUGUCCUCUUUGAACUUCUCACUGGCAAGACUCUGGUUGAGUGCCAUCCAGCAGGAAAAAUAAAUACUCACACUACCUUGAACAUGCCAGAAUGUGUCUCUGAAGAGGCUCGUUCACUCAUUCAACAGCUCUUGCAGUUCAACCCUCUGGAGCGUCUUGGUGCUGGAGUUGCUGGUGUCGAAGAUAUCAAAUCGCAUCCAUUUUUUACUCCAGUGGACUGGGCAGAACUGAUGAGAUGAACACAGUACAGGGCUGUCUUCAUACAUUCUGAUCUCUGUGACAGGCGUCUCCAGCACAGAGGCUACUCUGCCUCACACUCGCUUAUGAAGUACCAAAAGGCUAAGAGAGAACAAUUCAUUUACAGUUACUGUCUGGACAAGAUACUAGCUAAUUUUGCAGAGACUGUUACGUACAAACCUUUAACCAAGGUGUAAUCUCAGCUUAAUCUACAGUAAGUGUUGCAGAUGCGUUGUAAACCCAACUGAAUUAAGUUUUACUUGAAAACAAAGGACCUUUUUGUGGCAGCUAACAGUGCUUUGUGCUGACCAGAAUUAGUUUAUAUGCUCAAAUUAAUAUUUGCUGGAUAAUAUACUAAAAGUACUUCAUGAACAAUGUCAUCUAUAGGGCUUCAAGAGUGUCAUCUGUAGGGCUUCAAGAGUGAGGGGGAAAAGAAUAUACCCAUAAUGUCUGACAGGAAACCUGUACCAUGAUGCUGUAUGUAUCAUGAAUGGUCUCAGAUUAUUUCUGUGAGAAUGAAACACUCCCUAUUGUCAACUUUGUAUCUUGUUGUUUGAUAAUGCUUAUUUAGAGACACAUAUAAACACUGUCUCUCCAACCUCAACUUUUUUCCCUCAUCUUUCCAUUUCCAGCACCCUUUGCUUAUUCUGUCAUAUUCUGUUCUUCCUACUCCUGUUAACACACAUGCAACAAAAAAGGGAAGGGAGUAUUUAUUUCCCUAACUUGUAUCAACUUGAUAAGGACUAAGAAAUCAUGUCCACAAUAAACAUGGUAAAAAUUUAGAUCUCUCUUUCAUUUAAUAACUUGAACUUUUCCCCCCAUCUGUUCCUUUUGGAAUGUUACUAGUUCCUGUUGCUUUUUCUUAUGUUGGACUUCAUUUUACUUUUUGACAUAGUAUACUAAGAACCAAAGGAUCUCAUCUGAAUGAGACAGAAUGGCAAUCCUAUAUUAUUACUUAUAGUAAUGAGAUUUCCAGAUUAGAUGAUCUACUUGACACUAUGUAGAAAGAAUAUGAGUAUUCACACGACUUCAAAUGUUUGUGUUUGUUAUUUCCUUAUCUUGCUACCAUAGCCCUUAUAGUUAUGCAUUGUUUAUAAAAAUUUACUAAUUUUUUUAAAGUGUUUAAUCUAUUUUAUAAAUUUUCGUAUCCAAAGAAGAAAGAAAAAACUCACUGUUUCCAAGUUAGAAGCCACCAGAAAUAAUCAAAGUUUUCUGUGUGUUUUAAUCUUCUUCGUAUUUUUGUGUGAGAGCCCACCCACUCCAACUCUAAGAGCAUCUGUGCAGCUUCCAUCUGCUAUCGUCCAGGUUCUCCCAUCAAGUUAAAUGGGAUCAGAAAAUGCUUUAGUCAAACAAAGGAAAUGUGCAAGCAUUUUUCCUUUUUCUGUUUUUCGACUCCCCUUUUUCCUUUUUGGUCCCCUAAUAACCCAAACCCCAGCUGAAAGGCUGCAACAAUACCAGGUUGGGAAGCAGGUCACCAGGAUCAUAGCUCAAUCAAUAUGACAUCACUCCCUGGAACUGGAUUUCGACUCACAAGUCCCCUGGCCUCAUAACAGGAACUUAUGCAGGUGAGACACAAGAAUGACUUCCUGUGUGGGCCUGGUAGGAAAUCUGCAAGUACUUAGAGCUGGCCAUUACAGGACUUCCUUCCAGAGUGCCCCAUGACAUGAAAGUAGGACUUCACAACUGAGGUGAAGAUCCCUGCCCUACCACAUGAUUCGGGUCCCUUGGAUUCAAAGGACAAUAAUGUCAACAGAUGGUUGCUUUCUCAGUCUGUGCUCACAGUUCCAUCAGUUCAAUUUUCUCCCUCUUUUUCUCCCUGUAUGUUUGAUGGAGUUUGUGCCUGAUGUAAAUACACAUUUAUAAUCAUGGUGGACAUGAGUUAUUUAACAAUAAACAGAAUGAAUGGCUUUGGGGCGAUGAA
Tupaia belangeri chinensis (Chinese tree shrew) is the source of this 5114-nucleotide messenger RNA. It is a transcript of the gene RPS6KC1, whose product is annotated as ribosomal protein S6 kinase C1. Gene Ontology annotation, cellular component: early endosome. Lineage: Eukaryota; Metazoa; Chordata; Mammalia; Scandentia; Tupaiidae. Gene Ontology annotation, molecular function: ATP binding; phosphatidylinositol binding; protein kinase activity. The record is from RefSeq and is a predicted model, not a curated record. Gene Ontology annotation, biological process: protein phosphorylation.